Molecule: messenger RNA, 3725 nt
Organism: Salvelinus sp. IW2-2015
Lineage: Eukaryota; Metazoa; Chordata; Actinopteri; Salmoniformes; Salmonidae
Product: zinc finger protein 440
Source: RefSeq, a predicted model, not a curated record
UUGCUAGCUAGCCUGCAUAGUAAGGUUGGCUUCAUAGCAUUCAUUGCCAUGGUUAUCAAUUGAACCGCUGAAAUGGAACGUAAAUCACAGAAAAUAAAGUGGUGACAGCUGCAUAUAAGUACUUGGAGGUACGGUAUUUGACAAUAGUUAAAGGGUGUAACGUUAGUGGGUUUUUAAUGAGUGUAGGUGGCAGCUGCAGAGAAGUACCUGGGUGUACGAGAUUUUACUGCAGAAGAGGUAAUGGGGUGGUGAUUUUAAUAAAAUAGUGGUAUAUACUGUAGGUGUAGGGUUAAGUGGUGGAUGUAUUUAUUUUAGUUACAGGAAUAAUGAGAGUAAUGUAGGUAGGAAAUGACUGGCCCCACUUUAGUAUAGUAGGUGGCGGUGUACGUACAUUUAAAUUGGAUGCGAUCCGCCAAUCCCGAAGUAGGAGAAUCAAAUCAAAUGUAUUUAUAAAGCCCUUCUUACAUCAGCUGAUAUCUCAAAGUGCUGUAUAGAAACCCAGCCUAAAACACCAAACAGCAAGCAAUGCAGAGAAGAAGCUAGCUGGCUUGUGCUUGUAGUCAAUUAAUAAAAAAUAUGUUCAACGAAAUCGUUUUUCGUGCGCGUGUAGCGUCCGUUAUGGAAACUUUGACAGCAACAGCCGUGCUAGCAGUGUGUCAAAUAAUGGAAGAAAGCUACGCUGCUCUUCGUGUGGAAAUGGAGUGUGGCCAUGAACCGAAUAGGAAGCCCCUGGCGAAGGAGAUUGGCACAGGGAGGGAGAAGGAGCCUGUGCAAGCAUUUAGCCCUUGCCGUUCUUCUGAUCGUAUACAAAUGGCAGGUUUGAGAAAGACCCCUGUUGAAGAACAGCAGGAUGAAGAAGAGGCCAGCGGUGCUGAUAUGGAAGAUGAUCCCUUUGACCACGAUGAUCCCACAGGUCAUGAUGAUUACGCUCCACUGUUACCGAUGUCAUCGCAAGGACCAUCACAGCCUGUUAAACCAAAGACCACAUCCUCUCUGGUUAAGCUUACGGAAGAUGAGGUGCACCAUUCGAUUGUUCCUGUCAAUUCUCUACUAUCACUCACAAGAUGCACAACCUGCUGCAAAUUGUUCCACUGUCCACUUUGUCUCAGCUUUAAACCAACCAAACGCUCAAGAUUACAGCGCCAUGUUGAUGUGCACCUGAAAAAUGCAGUGUCUUUCAAAGAUAAAAAGAUUUGUAAAUGCAAUUUGGACUGUAGGACAGAUGGCCAUUAUCACUGCCCCCAGUGUGAGAGAACUAUCAUCAGGAGGGAUGCCAUGGCAAGUCAUCUGCUGUUGUGUCAAGGGGCUUCAGCUCCUGUUUCAUCAGCUGCACUGCCCUCUACGCAUGCUGUACCGUCCACACCUUUGGUACUGCCCACGCCUGCUGUAAACCAGCGUAUUAAAAUCACCACCCAUAUCCAACUGCCUCAUAGUCCAGCCUAUAGGACUCUGACGACUAUGUGUGAUCACUGUGGUUUUGUGCUCCUGAGAAAGAACUUGAAGCAGCACCUGCUGAGGAAACACCCGGAGAUAGCCACUCCAUUGGAGGGAGCAGAAUCAGAUCCUGUGUCUGUGGCACAACAACACGGCACCAUGAAACAUGCUGAAGGGACCAGACUGAGACAGAGACUGACCGCCACCUGCACCAUAUGUGGGCGUAUGGUGACCAUGAAGAACAUGCGAGCACACAUGAACAGAAAACACCCUGAUUCCUGGUAGAUGCCUGCUUUGCAAACAGAGGCAUUAUAGCCUGAUCUCAGAUCUGUUUCUGCUUUUGCUUUUUGUCAUUGAGAAGCAAAACAAUUUGGCCAAGAAAAAGAGUACAAGGAGUGGAAUGUUAGCAAAACAGGUUCUGGAUUUCAGGCUAUAGGCUUCAUGCAUCAACUACUUCAUUGAUGGCUGAAUUCUAUUAUAAUAUUUUUAUAACAAAUCUUGUACAUUCAUGUUGUAUAUUUUUUUACCAUACAAAUGGAGAAAAUUGCAUUUGUUAAUCUGACCCCUCAGUUUCAUUGGGUUACGGUUAUGACCUGGCUGCCAGUUCCAUUUCCAAGGCCUGAGUGCUGGUCUUGCAAACAAGCACAACAAACAAUUGGGGAGGAAAACUAUAGACAUUUUGAACAUUUCUUGCAGUCUCUAUAACUUGUUAAAGUUGACUAUUGUACAAAGUAUGUUGAAAAGAUGGGGAAUCAUGCUCCACUCACUCACACCAAACAAUGGUUGUUCAAAUCUARGCUAUUACAAUCAAGUUAUAUAGCUUAGUAUUUUAUAGCUGUAGAAAGGUACAUAGCAGCUUAUAAGAUCAAGAGGAUGAGAAUGUUUGAAAGUUGUUCAGGCAGUUUGUCUUGUUGAUUUUGUUUAGUGGGAGAAAAGAAAACGCCACUUAUGCUGUUGGGAAAUUUCCUAUUAAUAUUUGAGUAUCAAAUAAAUUCUCAACAAAAGAUGUAAGAAGCUGCUAGAAUCAAGGGCGUAUCUAAACUUGUAUUUACGGUAUUUCACCGGCCCGCCCAACCUCGUCAGCUGUCCGGGAACUAAUCAGAAGAAAACUUCCGGGGGAUGUGAAGAGGUGUGAAAAGGUGAAGCCACCAUCUGAUAACAAAGAAGAUGUUUACUGUAGCCUUCUCACAUAACAGUAGGAACAAAUUAGAUUGUUUGUUGUAGUCUACUUGGUAACCAUGUCUCACGAACUCGCUUUUCGUUGUCGUGUCACCUCCAUUAUGGAAGCUUUGACAGCAACAGUCGUGCAAGAAAUCUGUCAAUUUAUGGGAGAAAGCUAUGCUGCUCUUCGAGUGGAAAUGUUGCAUGAACAAAAUAAAAAAGAGACAAGGAUGGAGAAGCCAGCGAACUGCCUUAAGAACGCUUCAAAACCUGUUACCCCACCAAGUUUUGGAAACUUUCCAAUCGUGGGGCAAAUCCUCAAUAAACAAGAGGCCAACUAUCAUUGGCUAGAAGACGGUGCUGUUUUUGAAGGCCUAGCAUCACCGGUGCCAGAGACGGAGAGACAAGAGCCAYCACAGCCCCCUGGUCAGAUUACAGACACGGUACCAUGGCCAGUAUGGCUCAUCAAACAGGAGGAAAUGGCUGAUGAUGAUCUGGAAUCGGAAGGUUACGGCGAGUGGAUUCCAGAGACUCCCAAGGCCAACCAGAAUAUCRSRGGAGAAAGUGAUGAGGAAGAGAGAAGUCCAGCCUCUGGGGGAUCCAGAGAACUUGGACUYGACGACUUCAAGAGAGAACAGAGUCCGUUGCUGGUGUCAGCUGAGGAUGCUGCGACACCCAUAAAGACAAAGUAUAAAACACGCAUGUUAGAACACACYGGGAAGCCACGUUUUCGCUGCGAUAUCUGCGGUGAGAAAUUCCAGCGUCAGAGCGGCUUGACCAGGCACCAGCGGCACAAACACAACACCGUGAAAACCUACAGUUGCGCUGUGUGUGGGAAAGGGUUCACCUACAUCAAAUCCCUCAACACGCAUGAGCUCACGCACUCUGAGGUCUCUAUCAGUUCAACUAUAACUCUGGAUGAAGCCAAGGCAAGGAAAAGAGGUCUGACUGAUGAACCCACAGACAGAAAUGCAGCAAGAGAUAUGAUCAGUGCCAUCCUUCACUCAAAGCCGGGUGGAGAAAAGGUAUUCCAGGAGUAUGGGAAAACCAAAGGUCUUACGGAUAGCACACGGAGACUGAUGGUGAACAUUAUUGUGGCCGACAUGAUGGAAAAAUCUGGGUACGUAUGA